AUGCAAACUACCCCGGACUCCUCAGAUUCGAUUGCAAGCCACGACGAGGAGGCUCCGGGCCUUCCCAUUACCUCCGACCAUGGCAAAGAAGAUGGAGAGGCGAUUGCUAAGAAGGAAGGUCGAAUUGUCUUCUAUCUGCGAGUGCUUGUGAUCUUGGUUUUAGCUGUGGCGGCAAUUUGCGUCUGUAUGGGUGUGCACAAAUAUGUCACCGACCAACAGCAGGAUGCAUUCGAAACCAAGUUCAACAAUGACGCCAGCAAGGUGUUGGAGGUGGUUGGUGCUACCUUCCAAGAUACAUUGGGUUCUACUGAUGCCUUCAUCACUCAGCUCGUUGCUUAUGCCCGUUAUUCAGGAUCCAGUUGGCCCUAUGUGACAAUGCCAGCCUUUGCCAUUCAUGCCACUAAGCUUCUAAAGCUUUCAAAAGCCUUUUACUUCUCUGUUUAUCCAUUUGUGGAACCAUGGCAGCAUGAUGAAUGGCUCAACUAUACUAAUGAAACCAAUGGAUGGAUCCAUGAGAGUCUUGACAUCCAGGCCAAGGAUGAAGACUGGUGGGGACCCAAGGAGAAAGAGUUUAGUCAUAGGCAUGAAAUUUUUGCAACUGGGGGCAAGGCCAGAGAUGAGCCCUUUGGACACAUGAACAACUUUCUUCCUAGUUGGCAAGUUCAUCCCAUGGUUCCCAGUGCUGGCUAUGGCUACCCUUACAACUAUGACAUCUGGCAGAUUGAUUCUCUUGCUCAAGCCAUUCUCCAUGCAGACAAACACAAACGUGUUGUGGUUUCCCCCCAAGUAAAUGCCAUAUAUGACCCUACAAGCGAAGAAUCAAUUGCUGGUGCAGAAAGUCAGUCCAAUUGGGCUUCAGCAUUCACACACCCCGACCUUGAUAACUCUGAGCCCUUCAGCGUCAUCACAUUUCCCAUUUACGAUGACUUGUCAUCCGUUCGGCUUGACCUCACCAAGAAUCAGAGCUUCGUAGGUGUUGUCACUUUCUCGCUUUACUGGAGGGAAAUGAUACAACAUGUUCUCCCUACGGGUUCUGAUGGGAUCAUUGUGGUCUUUGAAGACCCCUGUGCCCCUUCCUUCACUUACAGGCUUGAUGGACCUAUGGCCACCUUCUUGGGAUCUGGAGACCUACAUGAUCCCACAUAUGACUCUAUGAAGCACUCUGCCAAGCUGUCUGCACUAGCUAAUGUCUAUCACGAUCAAGAGGGGGGAUCUUCCUACUCUUCCUACACAGGUAUUCCUAUUGCAGAUGACUUUUGCCCCCGUACCAUUUCCGUCUAUCCUUCCUCUGCUAUGGAGCAUGAUCAUCGCACAUCAGAUGCCGUGCUGUUCACAGUCACAGCUGCAUUGAUCUUUCUCUUCACUUCCACUGUUUUCAUGCUUUAUGACUUUUGGGUCAACAGAAGGCAGCGGAUUGUGAUGCAAAGAGCUCUCGCUUCAGGAGCUAUUGUCUCUUCCCUCUUCCCCAAGAAAGUCAGACAGCAGCUUUAUGCUGAGGAGCAAGAAAAGAAGAAACGAGAAAAAGCCAUGAUGGACUUCAGUCACCUUUCCCAUACUACAUUGGAAAGCAACGGUUGGGAAGCGGAUACACACACCAGGCCCAUGGCAGACCUUUAUGAGCAUGCAACCAUCCUCUUUGCAGACCUCUGUGGUUUCACAAAAUGGUCUUCUCAAAGGACCCCUGUAGAGGUGUUUGAGCUGUUGGAAGCAAUUUAUGGUCAAUUUGACAAGAUUGCAUUGCGAAGGAGGGUAUUCAAGGUGGAGACAAUUGGGGAUUGUUAUGUAGCUUGCACUGGUGUUCCCCACCAGCAAACGGCUCAUGCGCUCAUCAUGGCAAGAUUUACCAAUGAUAUCAUGGCAGAACUGCAGCUGGUGACACACAGCCUGGCACAAAAAAUGGGUGAAGACACUAAACAGCUAACUAUGAGAGCUGGGCUCCACAGUGGUUCUGUCACCGCAGGCGUGCUGCGUGGGGAAAAGGGUCGCUUUCAGUUGUUUGGCGAUAGUGUGAAUACAGCAGCUCGAAUGGAACAGAACGGUGUGGGUGGCAAGAUCCAUGCAUCCCAAGAGUUUGCGGAUGCGCUCACAGCAAGUGGCAAAGGACAUUGGGUGACACCAAGAGGGGACAGAAUCACUGCCAAGGGCAAGGGAGAACUCAAUACCUACUUUGUGGUUAUAACACAAGAGACUGAGACAAUGACAAGCAGUUCUGUUUCCCAGGCCCAUACCCAUAUCCCUGUCCGUGAUGCUCCACAGGUGGGCCAGCAGAAAGGGGAAUUGUUUGAUGUGGAGGUGUAG
Molecule: messenger RNA, 2298 nt
Organism: Seminavis robusta
Lineage: Eukaryota; Bacillariophyta; Bacillariophyceae; Naviculales; Naviculaceae
Source: the annotation of a GenBank genome assembly